CAAAAUAAAAUGGACGUUGAAGCUAGAAAUAGAUAUUGCGGUCUCUUGAUGUUCACAUCUUCGACAGAUGCAAAAACUGGUAGCAUCAUAGUAAACGACUAUGAUACACCAUCUUUUAAUUUCGUAGACUCAGAACCUGAUGCGUCCUCUAUCGCCGCAGGCGCCGCAGCACCCGACGAAAAUGAAAGUGGAAAAAAAUCUCCUAAAUCACAACAAGAAAAACGUCCACCUCGUCCCCCAAAUGCCUUCAUUUUAUAUAGAAGAGAAAAACAACCCGCUAUUUUGGCCGCUCAUCGUCAUCUUACUAAUGCUCAAAUUUCGAGAUAUAUCGCAGAUUUAUGGAGAAGUGAAUCUAAUGAAACACGUUUACACUGGGAACGAGAGGCCGAUAAGACUAAAUUAGAACAUAUGAAAGCAUAUCCAAAUUACGUUUAUCGACCAAAUAAGAAAGGAAAAAACGAUAAAAAACGUAGAGAACGACGAAAAUCUUCAAAUACUAUACUUUCUACAAAUUCUGUAGAAACCGGUCCAAUUAAAGUAAAAAUAAACAAAGGACAAAAUCGAACCAACUUUUUGAGCGGAACAAAUAUUACUAAAGUUUCUAAUAAUAAUAAUUAUCAAAGUACGAUACCAAUUUCUGCG
Molecule: messenger RNA, 642 nt
Organism: Dentiscutata heterogama
Lineage: Eukaryota; Fungi; Glomeromycota; Glomeromycetes; Diversisporales; Gigasporaceae
Source: the annotation of a GenBank genome assembly